AUGAAUAGAAUAAUUCCAUUCAUACUAAUAUUCGCCUGUCUCCCAAAGUUGCCCUUUCCCCAAUGGUUGACCGAUUUCACGGGGUUAAAGGAAUGGCCAGGGUUGGACCCGCCUUAUAUUCCGUUGGACUUUAUUGAUUUCAGCAAGGUUGUUGACAUUCCCUUGCAUCAACAAGCUCAAUGUACCGACCCUAUUCUUAGAAGUUCUAAAUCUUGCUCGUUUGAUUGUUUUAAUUGUGUGGAGUUUGAUGAUGUGUACACCUGUCCUCAACUUUCGCAGACUUUUGAUGAUGGACCCAGUCCGUGGACGAUUAAAUUGUUGAAAAAUUUGCAAGUUAAGAAAACAAGGACUACGUUAUUUACCCUUGGUGUUAAUAUUAUCAGAUAUCCGGAAAUUUAUCAAGAAAGUCAUGCACGCGGUCACAUUAUGGGUUCGCAUACUUGGUCGCAUAAAUUCCUUCCGAGCUUGACCAAUGAACAGGUUGUUGCCCAGAUUGAAUGGUCGAUCUGGGCCAUGAAUGCCACAGCCGGUCACUUGCCUAAAUGGUUCCGUCCACCAUUUGGUGGGAUUGAUAAUCGUAUCAGAUCUAUUUUGCGGCAAUUUGGUAUGCAGGCUGUGUUGUGGGACUUUGACACUUUUGAUUGGAAAAUGUUGGAUUUAGCCAAUAAUCGAAAUGAAGCUGAUGUGUUUAGCGAUGUAACUAGAUUUCAUGCACGGAAUAAGGGAAAGGGGCUUAUGUUGGAGCAUGAUGCUAUUGAACGUACUGUGGAUUUAGGGAUUAAGUUGCAUAAUAAUGUGAUGAAGGAGCAGCUUACUGUGCCUCAAUGUGUGGGUGGUAUUGAUUAUAUAAAGACAUUUAGAUAGAUUAGAAGUUAUUUAAUGUUUAUGGUAUAGUUUACCAUAGUUUAGGUUAUCUUGUGGAUCAAUCAAUGACUCAAUCAAUCAAUCAAUCAAUUAAUAACGCAAUUAAUAUAUGUGCACUAUAUAAAGAACCUGUAGGCGUUAGCGUAUGUCGUCUGCUUACCGAGAUAUCUCAUUGAACUAGCUUCUAGAUGCUAUCUCCCAGAUCUAGAGCACUACAGGAAGAUUCAUAACCAAUGUUGACGACAAACAAACCCCCCGUCUCCAAGAAAAGGGUAAAUCUCUCGACCGUUGCAACAUACAGGUUGCAAAUGCCCACACGUGAUUGUGCUCACCACAUGAUUCUUUUGC
Molecule: messenger RNA, 1212 nt
Organism: Spathaspora passalidarum NRRL Y-27907
Lineage: Eukaryota; Fungi; Ascomycota; Pichiomycetes; Serinales; Debaryomycetaceae
Exons: 2
Coding region: 1-864 (287 amino acids)
Biological process (GO): carbohydrate metabolic process; ascospore wall assembly
Cellular component (GO): prospore membrane
Molecular function (GO): chitin deacetylase activity
Source: RefSeq, a predicted model, not a curated record